Microplitis mediator is the source of this 1648-nucleotide messenger RNA. RefSeq names its product caveolin-3-like. Gene Ontology annotation, molecular function: molecular adaptor activity. The coding region runs from base 212 to 676 and encodes 154 amino acids. NCBI's taxonomy places the organism in Eukaryota, Metazoa, Arthropoda, Insecta, Hymenoptera, Braconidae. The record is from RefSeq and is a predicted model, not a curated record. Gene Ontology annotation, cellular component: caveola. Gene Ontology annotation, biological process: caveola assembly. The transcript has 4 exons.
AAUUAUAUUCCCAACUAUACACUGGAGUACAUACGUGUGGAUUUAUUAUUAAAUAUAAACAGUAAUUAUUUUUAAACAAUUUUUAGUUUUGCAAAUCCUUAAAAGUUUUCCAAAUUAUUUAAACAGUGUUCAGUAAAUGUUAAUAAAUUUAUGGAAAUUCAAAUUUAACAGAUAAUUUUAACGUACGUGUUUCAACAGGUUGUUACCACCAAUGGAGAAACCGGGAUCUUCAAUAGGUCCGGAAAGUGGCGCUGAACUUGAAGAUAGAGAUCCUAAUAAUUUAAAUCAUCAUCUACAGGUACAGUGGGAUGAUGUUGUGGGUGAACCAGACGGUAUCAGAAGUCCAGAAUGUGCAUGGAGACUAAGCGGCCAUUGUUUCCGUCUCUCUCGAGGAUGCUGCUAUAUCUUCCUUUCAGUUCUCAUAGCUCCUAUUCUUGGACUAUUAUUAGGAUUUACAUUCGCUUGUUUAUCAUUUCAACAUAUCUGGUGUAUUGCACCCUGUUUAAGAAUCUGGAAAAUAACAUGUGCAGCAACCCGAACAUUUUUUACUGCAUACACACAUGCUAUUAUUCGACCAUGCACUGAAUCACUUGGUUAUUUUUUUCAUAAUUUUCGUAUAUUUAAUCAGCGAUUACCCGACGGUCCUCAUCACAAAGAAGAUGCAUUGAUAGUUUAAAUAUGUAUAUGUUUAUAAAUAUUAUAUAUGUGAGAGUGUGGUGUUAACAAUAAGAAUAGACAAUCAAAUUAUCUGUCCAUGGUGAAGACCGAACUUUAAUCGAGUGGUAUUUUUAAACAUGGGGAAUAGAGGAACCGUUUUUGGCCACUUAGGGCCCGUUUUUGAUACUUUAAAAAUUUGAAUAAAAUAUGUGAAAUACGCAAUGACAUAAUUAAUUUCUGAAAUGUAUUCAAAGAUACUUUUAUCCCUCUAUUGCAAUGGAAAUUUUAUUUUGUACUUUUUAAUUAAUUAAAAUGAAAUAUUAGAUGUUCAAAAAUGGAUACUGAAGUACUACAGUGGCCACAAAUGAUACUUCUACCCUAUGCGCUGUAAACAAAUCGGAAGUGAAUUCAGAGUGAAUGUGGAUUUUAUUUUCAUUUAAAUUCACUCCGUCACUCAGCUCUGGAGUUUUAGAAAAAUCACUCAGUAUAAGUUCUUUUUAGGACACAGUAAAACAAAAUUGUGUAUCUAUGUUAAAAACGGUCCGUGUUAAAUUUUUUGUAUUGAUUAUUUUGUGUCAAAUCAACAAAAUUCUCUGUGUUACUUUAAAAUUUUUAAUCGAUCUACUAUUCAACACUUUAAAAGUGUUACCUAGUACAAAAAUCAAUAUUAUCAACAUUUAUUAAGUGUUACUUUAAAAUCAACACAGAAAAAGUGUUGAAGCGACAGUUGAAUUGUGUUAAAAAAAUGUCUUUCUUCUAUUCAGGCGGGAAGAGCCAUUAAACAUCAGUUUUGCUUGGUUAGUUAUUAUUUUUGUGACAUUGAUUUUAUUUAUUUUCAAUUAGACGUGAAAAAAUAAAGUUGACCAAGUUCAUGAUUCGAAUAGUUAAAAAAAAAAAAAAAAUAUUAAAAAAAUUGCAUCUGUGGCUUUUUUACUUUUCUACGUGCGCACAUUUUUAUUUUUUAUUUUUUUUUCGUAAUUGAUUUGUUGAU